UUACCCAGAGAGCACCAUUUGUUUUCUUUUUUGACAGAUGAUGAAAACUGCGUCUCAGAAGCAUAAAUUAUUGUUGAUGCUCGUAUCUAAAUUCUGUUUAUAGUAUAUUUUUCACCACAAUAAUAAGCACUCUGCAAUAAAACAAGGACCCUUUUUGAUUACAAUGUGAUUAAGACUACUCGAACAAAGGUGUGACUGUAUACAGUAAGAGAGAUGGCAGAAUUUGAGACCCAGUAUCAGCAGUUAUCAGUGUAUGAUGAUGAUGACACAGGGGAGGAAACAGAUAAUCCGGCGGAAGAUCAUCUGAUGAUACAUGUUGUUCCCGAAGGAAACAAAGCUCGUUGGAACCAUAUAGAAAACUUGGAUGAGUUUUUCACAAGAGUUUACCAGUAUCAUCAGAGGCAAGGGUUUAUGUGUAUGGUGUUAGAAGAUCUACUCCAACUUCUUCAAUUUGUGUUUGUAGUGGUGUUUUCUACAUUUCUCAUUGUAUGUGUAAAGUAUGAUGAACUAUUUGACAAUGUUUAUCGUAAUCGUUCCCAGCAUCAUAAAGUAACAUUAGACGAUACAAUCAAGUCACACGAAGAAUGUUUAGAAUCGUUUACUUCAACUAUUAUAUUUUGUCUGAUUGUUGCCACUGCGUUUUGGUUGUUUCGUGUUUUAAAGGUGAUCUACAAUAUAUUCCUCUACUUUGAGAUUCGAUCCUUCUACAACACUGCAUUAAAGAUAACUGCUACUGAUUUGCCUAACAUGACAUGGCAUGAAGUACAGACGAGAAUUUUAGAAGUUCAAAAAGAUCAACAAAUGUGUAUACAUAAGUCUGAUCUUACACAGCUAGAUAUAUAUCAUCGUAUACUGAGAUUUAAGAACUACACGUUAGCCAUGGUGAACAAAUCAGUGUUACCGCUAAAACUUAAUGUGCCUUUUGUUGGAGAGUAUGUAUUUCUAAGUACAGGACUGAAGUAUAACAUUGAAUUUCUCCUAUUUUGGGGACCAUGGUCAGCGUUCGAAAACAAGUGGCAUUUGAAAGAAGAGUAUAAAGAAAAAAGUUUAACUAAGAGAAAACAAUUAGCUGAAACGUUAUCUCAGCGUAUUCUGUGGUUAGGAAUUGCCAAUCUAGCAUUAUCUCCCCUGAUAUUUCUCUGGCAGAUUCUAUACUCUUUCUUCAGAUAUGCAGAGUUGGUUAAAAGACAACCAGCAUUUCUUGGUUCCAGAAGAUGGUCCAACUAUGGCAGACAGUAUCUGAGACAUUUUAAUGAACUAGACCAUGAAUUCAAUGCUAGAUUAAACAGAGGUUAUAAAGCUGCAGACAUGUAUCUUAGUAUAUUCACUUCACCUUUGCUAGCAAUUAUUGCUAAAAAUGUAGCAUUUUUUGCUGGUUCUGUGUUGGCUGUUUUGGUUGUUUUAACUGUGAUAGAUGAAGAUGUCCUCAAUGUGGAACAUGUUCUAACCAUUAUGACCAUAGCUGGUGUAAUUGUGACAUCCUGUAAAGUUUUUAUACCAGAUGAGCAUACUGUAUAUUGUCCAGAGGUUCUCAUGAGGAAUGUUCUGGCACAGAUACACUACAUGCCCGACCAUUGGUGCGGAAAUGCUCAUACUUCCAAAGUUAGAGGAGAAUUUUCUCUACUCUUCCAGUUCAAAGCAAUAUAUCUUGUGGAGGAGUUGUUGAGUCCAUUGAUUACUCCUCUGAUACUGAUAUUCAAGUUCCGAGGUAAAGCCGGUGAUUUUGUUGAGUUCUUCCAUAACUUUACAGUGGAUGUUGUAGGUGUGGGAGAUGUCUGCUCAUUUGCUCAAAUGGACAUAAGGAAACAUGGAAAUCCACAGUGGACUGAGGAACAGGAGUCACAGGCCAGUCAGAAAGAACAAGGAGAGGAUGGCAAGAUAGAAAUGUCCCUUAUGCAUUUCCAUUUAACCAAUCCAGAGUGGAAACCUCCAGAAAACUGCAGCAUGUUCUUGAAUAAUGUCAAAGAUCACAUACAGCGAGAUGUUGUAGCUAUGAGUUCAAUGCAGCAAGACCUUAUGGGAGGACCAUUUCAGAGUAUGAUACCUAGUGGAGCCACUGGUGUAGGGCUUGGGUAUGCCAGCCUGGUAUCCAGUAUAACUGGUCAGAGUGCAAUGCUGUCGCCAUCUGUAAACAUGUCUGCUCCUUUUGCAUCAGGUGUAACACCAAAAAUGCGAGGGGCAGUAUCUCAGUCAGAGGGACCACUAGCUGGAUCAGGCGGUGGACUUGGAACCAGUUUUCAUAGUCCCAGUUCCUCCAUGACGGGACCUCCUACACUUCAACCCUUGUCCCAGCCUCACUCUCUCAUACACCCGCCAUCUUCCCUGUUACAACCAACUUCUACAUCUCAGAGACAUUAUGACGAGGGGCAGAUUGAACUCAUGUCCACAGAUAUGAGUUUCAGUGCACUUUACAUGCAUGAUCUAAGAACUAGAAGAGCUAGGGGGUAUUAUGAGAAUUUAGACGAUAUAAGAGCCAGGUCUCUUUGGCAACGCCAUGACACCCCACAAGCCACUCCGUCAUCAGGGGGGACUACUCCAAUGCCAAAUAUAGAAGAGCGCCCCCUGGAGGAAGACAGUGGCACAAAGGAAGAGGACAGUAAUCUUAUAUAGAUAAACUUGCAGUUCUAAGGCUCAAAACAGUAAGGCCAGUGUUAGUUUCAGUAGACUGAAAUCCUUCAGCAGUGAAUGUGCCAGUUCAUUAUGAACAUGAUAAACUGUCCACUGACUUUUGAGAAGAAGCAUGGAUUUAGUUAUAAUAAUUUUGUUGUGACAGUUAGCAAAUGGCUAGGAUAUGAGUGUGUCAGCACAGGUAUAGGGCCCUGAUGCAAGUACCACAUAUAUGUGUGUAGACUUUUUUAAACAGAAUAUACAUUGAAUAAGUCAAACCUGGAUUAAGAAGCUUGUCAAGAGUGCAAGCACUAGCUGCUUACAGCAAGACAAGUUGAUAUAAUUAGAACAAAAAUCCAGUUUGGGAAGUUAGCUGACUGGUUGCUUAAGUAAAUUGGCUGCUUGAAACAGGUGGCAUCUAAAGCAGGUGCAACUGCAUGUUCUUUCAUGUUGGAUGUGGAUGUGGAAAAAUGACCUACAUGUGAAGCCCUUUAGCAAUUACAAAUAUUGUUCAAAUAUAUGUUUUGAUUUUAUAAUUUUGAGAUUCAUAUUGAUGUAAUUUUUAUAAAAAGAAGCUAAACUGCAUCAAAGCUAAACAGAUAGUAGUGUAUAAUCAUUGAUGUUGUAAGUCACCUAUCAUAUUGACAUAUGUUAUUAAUUUGUGAUGGUGCGCCGUAAAACCCAAAUAAAUAAAUAAAUAAAUAUUAAUUUCCAAUUUCUAAGUUGAUAUGAAUAGAAACUGUCAAGAGGAUAACUUCUGAGAUGGGUUGAGUUUUACUAAAUUAAUGUCAUGCGAGCCUGUGUGAUUUUGUUAAAAUAAAACUGUCUUGAAUAUCACUCAACCUAGAGUGUAGUUUGAUGGCAUAGGAAAUAUUUUGUGAUAUGUAAUAUUUGGGGCACUUAUAUCUUUAUUUAAAAUAUGGGAAUGUCAUCGCCUGCAACUGUAUAAUAUGGGUUCAUAUUACAACACUAGUCUUGUGUAUAUUCGGAAGUCAUUUUGAUUCUCAGUUGCUUACAUAUAUUUUACAUGCAAUGAAAAUUUUAGUUAACAAUGAUUUUCUAAUUUUGUAUACUGAGAGAUAAAAGGUAGACAUAUGCAUGUUACAGACUGUUACAAACAUCUCGUAAUUAUACUAGUUAAAAAUUCAUGAUUCAGUUACAGUCAGUUGAGUCGGCAAGAAUUGAAGUUACAGAGAUGUUGAGCAAAGCAUCAUAGUUAUCCAGUUAAUCCUGAAGUCCCUGCUUUAAUAAAGAAUACUCUAACAAGGCCUGAUUAGUUUUCCUGCUCAGCAAAGAUCAAGAGUAUGCUGUUAUUGUGCAGCAAAAUCACUAUGUUACAUCAUAGUGUCAAUCGUUUUAGCAAUGCACUGUAAAUGAAUCUAUGACAUGAAAUGAGCAUGUAUUUAGUGGAUGUCAUUAAGAAAGUAGAAAGCAGUCCUACAUAUUAGUUAGAAUCAAAAUGGAAUAUCUCAGUGAGUUUCUAUUGAUAAAAUCUUUGUUGUUCACUUACAUACUAAUGCAUCACUAUUCCUUUGCAUUGAUCAAAACUUUGCAUCAGAAUUUUAUUCUGUAAUAAAAUCACUGUUUGGAAUAUAUUACUUCCUAAACAAAUAUCAUAAACUAAGAUAGCAACAGUUUGUGCUGGUGUGAAGUGAGAGAUCCAAACAAACUAUGAUUUUCUGUGUGUGGAUUUACUUAUAUGAUAGAAUCUAAAUUGUGUGCCAAGAUAUUCAUAAUCAAGGUUUUGUUUGAUAUUGUAUUCAUUCUGAUGUGUGUGCUUUUCAAAUAGUAGAGCUUUUGUUCUCACUUCUUUGUUGGCAUUGGCAUUCACUUCACAAAAGAUUUGCAUGUAAGCAGGUUUUCAAAUGUCACAAAUAUUCUUGGCAUCAUGAGAUGACUUCUAAGGACAAGUUACAUAACCCUUUUUUGACAAUAUUUUGCCCCUUUGUAACUUAAAACGUUUGAUAAAUGUUUUGCAUCUAAGCAGGUUUUUCAAAACUUACUAAGCCAAAUGCCUUCAUACAUAGCUUUGGCAUUAUGGGAUGACCUCACCGGGCAAGUUAUAUAUCUAACUUUUAUUUUUUAUUAAAUUAUGUGCCUUUUAACAUAGUUUUGUGAAAGUUUUGCAUGUAAGCAUGUUUCUCAGAAACUACAUGACUAAAUGUUUUCAGAUUGUUCACACGUUUUUGGCAUUAUGAGAUUAUACACAUAGCAAAUUCUAUACUUUGUGAUUACAGUUUGGCAAAAUUAUGCCCAUUUUAUUUUCUAAAAGCAUUUGUAUGUAAGAAGGACUUCAGACAUAGUAAAGUGUCCAGUAUUUAGAUAGCUCUUGUUUAUUUUGAAUCCAGAUUUUUUAUAAACAGCGUAUCAUCUGAAGACCAAAGUAUGUCUUUCCGAAACUCGGAUAUUGAUAAUGUCUUGAAAAAAGCUUAAUGUAUUUAUUAGCUAUCUACCCAUCACCCUUUUUUGUGUACUGAACUCCUGCCGAUUCCAUUCAGUUGAAAUGAAACUUUGUAUACAUCAUCAACAUGAAGUUGACACAUGAAUGUUGUCAGGACUUUUAUUGCCCGAUUAUUACUUUUGGAGCUCUGACCAUUGCUUGGAUUUUGAAAUAUAACAGCUAUAUAAGAUCAUUAUAAACUCAACUACCCCUACAGUUUUCAACCAGAUGAAAUGAGACCUGGGUUACGACAUUGACAUGAAGUGGAUAUGCGCAUGUUAUUGGGACUUUGAUGUCUUAUUACUUUAUUCUGGAGUUAAUGCUGUGUUGUGGACUCUAUCUAAAAUUUUGUCAAGCAUUUUUAGGGGACAUGUGU
Molecule: messenger RNA, 5423 nt
Organism: Mercenaria mercenaria
Lineage: Eukaryota; Metazoa; Mollusca; Bivalvia; Venerida; Veneridae
Product: autophagy-related protein 9A-like
Exons: 22
Coding region: 214-2610 (798 amino acids)
Biological process (GO): protein localization to phagophore assembly site; autophagy of mitochondrion
Cellular component (GO): autophagosome; phagophore assembly site
Source: RefSeq, a predicted model, not a curated record